Molecule: messenger RNA, 4517 nt
Organism: Eleginops maclovinus (Patagonian blennie)
Lineage: Eukaryota; Metazoa; Chordata; Actinopteri; Perciformes; Eleginopidae
Product: arylsulfatase I-like
Exons: 11
Coding region: 189-2453 (754 amino acids)
Source: RefSeq, a predicted model, not a curated record
CUUGACUAUGGUCGAAUUUCAUUAUUGGGAGUGUGGACUCUCACUGAAGGAAGGAAGGAAGGAAGGAAGGAAGGGUUUUUGUGGAUUCUUGAGGACAUGCGGCGUCUUCUGCAAACUUUGCUCCACUUUCUGCCAGCUGAAGAAAGACCCGGAGAGUGAAGAAUGAACUGAGGAGAGGAAUAGUAAAGAUGCGUGCUGCUGCCGCCGCCGCCGCGGCUCUCGCUGUACUGAGUGUUUUCUGCGGCCUCGACCAACUGUCUGCACAACGGGCCAAACCAAACCAGAACCAGACUGACAGAAACACCCAGACUGAUGAGACAGAAGUGAAGAAGAAGAAGCAGCCACACAUCAUCUUUAUCCUCAUAGACGACCAGGGCUUCAACGACAUCGGCUACCACAACCCCACCAUCAAGACCCCCACUCUGGACAAGCUGGCGGCGGAGGGCGUGACUCUGGAGAAUUACUACGUGCAGCCGAUCUGCACGCCGUCACGCAGCCAGCUGCUCACCGGCAGAUAUCAGAUCCACACAGGCCUGCAGCACUCCAUCAUCAGACCCAGCCAGCCCAGCUGUCUGCCCGCUCACAUGGACACGCUGCCCGAGAGGCUCCGCGAGGCCGGCUACUCCACACACAUGGUGGGCAAGUGGCACCUGGGCUUCUACAGGAAGGCUUGCCUGCCCACCAGAAAGGGCUUUGACAGUUUCUUUGGAUCUCUGACAGGAAGUGUGGAUUACUACAGCUACGGGUCGUGCGACGGCCCCGGGUUGUGUGGGUACGAUCUGCACGAGGACGAGAGCGUGGCGUGGGGCCAGGAAGGGAAAUACUCCACAACGCUUUUCACACAGAGAGCUCGCAAGAUCCUGGAGACUCACGACCCCACGGACAGGCCGCUCUUCCUGCUGCUCUCCCUGCAGGCAGUCCACACUCCCCUGCAGACUCCCAAGUCCUACAUCUACCCAUACCGGGACAUGGAUAACAUCGCCCGGAGGAAGUUUGCCGCCAUGGUGUCCACGGUGGACGAGGCGGUGCGAAACGUCACCUACGCCCUGAGAAAGUUGGGAUACUACAGGAACAGCGUCAUCAUCUACUCCACCGACAACGGGGCCCAGCCGUUCACAGGAGGCAGCAACUGGCCGCUGCGGGGGAGAAAGGGUACAUAUUGGGAAGGGGGAGUCCGUGGAGUGGCGUUUGUCCACAGCCCCCUGUUGAAACGCAGGAGGCGGGUCUCCAAAGCUCUGCUGCACAUCACCGACUGGUUCCCCACUCUGGUGGGCCUCGCCGGGGGGAACACCAGCCAGAGUCGGGGCCUGGAUGGAUUCGACGUCUGGCCCACCAUCAGCGAGGGGAAGGAGUCGCCCCGUCAGGAGAUCCUUCACAACAUCGACCCUCUGCACAAACCCCCGUCGCAAACCAUGAAGUGGGACGUCAGCACGGAGAGAGCUAAGGCAAAUAAAAAAAAAGGCCCAAAGAAGAAGAAGAUCCUGAAGCAGAAACCGAAGCAGAAGUCAGCGUUUAGGGUGAAGAAACCUCCAACGUUUACCCAUCAUGCAGCUAAACCUGAACCCAAACUUAAAACCAAUCCCAUUCCCAAACAAAAACUGAAGCCUGUUCCCGAACCGAAGCUUCAGCCCGUUCAAAAAUCAAAACCCAAACCCACAACCAGGACAAAGGUUUACCCCCAGACCCCGAGACUGCCACAAUACAAUCCAUCGGGUUCGGGAACAUCUCGCCCUAAACCUCAGCCUCAGAUCCAGCCACGCUUAAAGCGAAAAUCCAGGAGGAACACGUUCCAGAACUUUUCCCAAUCAAGACCGCCUCAACGUAAAUCCAAGACAGAGCACAAAUUGCAUUUCAGGUCAAAGUCCAGGAGGACGUCCUCCCAGUACCUCAACACGUCUCGGGCAGCAGCGCCGCAGCCCCGGUUCAGUUUCCCGUCAGUGUGGGACGCGUCGGUCCAGGCUGCCAUCAGAGUGGGAGACUGGAAGCUGCUGACAGGAGACCCGGGCCACGGAGACUGGGUCCCGCCACAGGUUAUGUCCACUCUCCCUGGUCGCUGGUGGAACCUGGAACGUCCCAUCUCCCCUCUCCCUAAAUCGUCCUCCGUCCGGAAGAACAUCUGGCUCUUCAACAUCACGGCGGACCCCUGCGAGCGGCAGGACUUAGCGGAGCAGAGACCGGACGUCGUGCGGCGGCUCAUGGUUCGACUGGCCUUCCACAACCAAACGGCCGUGCCCGUUUAUUUCCCGCCCGACGACCCGCGAGCCAAUCCCAGCAGGCACAGCGGGGCCUGGGUUCCCUGGGUGGAGGAAGAGGACGACGAGGAGGGGAAAUAUCACGGAGUGUACAAGAAAGGGAAGAACAAGAAGAAGAGGAAGAAGCCAAAGUGCCCGCUGUGCAAACUGCAGUCGUUCUUUCUGAAACUGAACACCGGGAUGAUGUCCAAUCGGAUCUGAGGAGUCCACUUUUUCAAAUGUUGUUUGGUACAUCGUCGCUUCCUUCAAUCAAUGAGGAAAGUGAUAACCAGGUGAGUCAAUUCCACUAAACUCAGUUGAAGGGAACCUCUUUCUUCAUCAUGUCCUUCACUUUUUAGUUUGUGCCUCUAAAACGCUUCAGCAUGUAUAAAUAUGGACAUUAUUUUACAUACAUGCAGAAGUUGAGCUGAUUUAGGCUUUUGAAAAAGGGGCACUUCUUCCAAAUCACAAUCACACAUCUGGCCAUGCAGAUACAGUCAUGUUCAUUUUAUUUGCCAAGGUUUGGAAAACACUUGUCUUAGGUAAUAAUUGUUGGAAAUGUUCCUAGUUCUUGUGCCUUAAUCUUGGAAAUUAGCGAUCGUCCUUCGUAGAAACAGCCGUGAUGUGGAACUGUGUGUCUUUUUCUGUCAUGGGUGAACUGAGCCUUUUAAUUCCUACCUUUUCUGAUGGUAACGUGGGUUUUCUUGAGUGUUGUUCCCUGAUUUAUUAUGUAAUUAUAUUUACUGUGUUUUUCACAAGUGAGGAAAAAGCAAGUCUGAUUUUGAUUCAUAAGUUCUUUCAUUAUAAUCCAUUUUUCUUUGUCACUUUGAAACUGACAGAGCUCUUGACAGAAGGGCCAACACUGUGUGACAGAAAUGUAAUUCUACUAACUUUGAGCAAACUGAAAGCAGAGCCUCUGUUAUCAAUCAUCUGUAAAGUGACAGUUAUCAAUGAAUGUGUACACCAAGUGUUUAAACUUAAAGAGGCCCUAUCGUGCUGUCGUGUGUUCUAUAGAUUUGUGUGCACGUCAAUGGUCCAUUGGACUCCUUUGUCUGCUUAUGGGAGAUAAUGACAUCCCUAUGUAGCACUCGGCUUCCAUUGGUUAGCACUCCAACACAUUGUAUGUGAUAGGCUAAGGGGCGGGACUUCUCUAAGCCGUUGACCAAUCACAACAGAGCCCAAUCAGAGCAGUCUGAGCUCUGGUUUCAGACAGAGGGUGAAAAGAGGUGCUGAAAAAUAAAGAGCUUUUUGAACAUUAAAGCAUGGAGACAUGUCAUAAAGUGGCAUUACAUACAAAUCUGAACCUGAAAAUCUGCACAAUAUGACCUCUUCAAGCAUCUGUCUUAGGUUUUGAAACAAAUGUUUACUUUUAACAGUGAAAUUGCAUGAUUGUGAUAUUUGUUUCUAGAAAUCUGUUACUGUUUUCAUUUGUUGUCACUGAUAAACUCUGUAAAAGGACAAGAAGGUUUGAAUAUCUUUACAUCUUUCUAAUAUUUGUUGUGUGAUGUAUUGAUUUCCUUUCUGUGUGAAUGUGGCCGUUUGAAAGUAUCGCCAUUGACAUAUUUUGACUAUAAAUGUAAUCUAUGUAUUUAAUUCACUUUAUUCUACUGUGAGUAGCAGAAAAGGACAUUUACAUUACAUACAUUGCAUUACAUGUUGCUUGGGGAUUGAACUGAGCCACAGCCUCCCUGACAUGUCAUAGUCGAAGUCAUUUUAAACAAAACUGUAUUUUUAAGCAUUUUCAAGUCAUUAAAAGACAAAGAUUUUCUUUUAAUUAUAGGGUUUAAUUUCUAACAAUGUUGGUUAAAUGUCUGCUGGAUUUAAGGAACAUUUUAAAUCAUUUAAAUCUUUAAAUAAAUAAUUGAAAUUAAAUCAUUUAAUCUUUAAAAGAGUCAUUUUUUAAAAAUGGAAGCGCUGAAAUAAGUUGACGGAUAAAUGUUACCCUGCUCUGGUUUUCCUUUUCCUACUGAGAGCUGUGUGAAUAAUAUUUACGACCGCUUUUCCCUCAAGCUAUCACAUUUCACAGAAAAUAUUUGUCGUUUUAAAAACCCACGUACAUAUUCAGAAAGCAGACGGGAGGAAGUGUGGCAGCAAAACUAGAAACCUCUUUGAUGUUGGUUUGCUCCCUUUGAGCAGGACACCUAACCUCGAAAUAUUUUGGAGUAUUUGCACAAAAUUUAACAAACCACGCCUGUGGCUCUGUGCAGAGUGAGCGUGCAGCUGAGAGCACCUGAGAAAACCUUUAGAUGUCCUCACCCUGAGUAAAUAAAGGUCAAAUAAAAUGAA